AUCAUGGAUGCCCCUCCACCGACGACAGGCAGGCAGGCGUCUGCCUCGGCACCAACAGCAGGCGCCAGCAAGUUCUUCGAGGCAUUGGCCUCAGGUGUGAUGGGCGGGAAAGACCCGCUGCUGUGGAGGACAGGCAGUUGUGACUUCCAACGUGUACGUCAGUCUGACAGGGACACACUCACUCACUCACUCAACACCACUCUGCAUGCGUGUGUGUGUGGUGUGUGCGCCCGUGUCAGACCGGUUGGUGCACAAGCGAGUCGUGCCCAUAUGCGCAUUCGUACCAGGUCGGCCACGGGAUGCUUCUAGGCAGCUGACAUAGGAUAGCAUGAUUCAUGGUACGUGCGCAUGUGUGUGUGUGUGUGUGUGUGUGUGUGUGUGCAGGAGCGACGCACGUAUCAGGAGAACAAGGCCGAGUGGGAAGAGUUGGAGAAGAAAGGUCUCCUACCACUCGCCGCCAAGAUCCCGAGCGUUCCGUCCCACAGCCGCCCCUCCCCUUCUCCAGGCGCAGCUCACCCUCCGCCAGCUGCAGCUGAUGCGACCGACACGAAAGCUGCGACCAAACCGUCGCGUGUGACGUUGAAGAAUGUGUCCCCAGUACUGUGUGCAAAAUGGGACCAUAUCGAACCUGGUAUGUACGGUACAGUGACCCAACGCACAAGCACCGCGAUGCAUCCAUCGUUCGCCAUGUUCGGUAUCUGUGGGUGUGGGUGUAGGCGGGGAACUGCCGAGCCGUCCGUUCCACACAACACACAAGUUCCACAGCCGCCCCCUCAACACCCUGAUAGACGGCAUCAGCAGCGCCGUGCCCACACCCGUAUCCAUCCGCUUUCUCGGACGCCACGAGUGAGUUAAAUGAUAUGACAGACAGACAGCAGGACACGACAACACCUCCAUCCCAUCUACUCCUUCCUGAUGCGAACGAACGAGGAUUCAUGUGUGGGUGCGGUGCGGUGCAGGGGCAUCUCGCCUGACACUGUGUACAAGUUGCUGAUGCACGAGUUCCUCUCCAAGGCCCUCUAG
This is a messenger RNA of Vitrella brassicaformis, 1023 nucleotides long. NCBI's taxonomy places the organism in Eukaryota, Vitrellaceae. The record is from the annotation of a GenBank genome assembly.